Molecule: messenger RNA, 417 nt
Organism: Heterostelium album PN500
Lineage: Eukaryota; Evosea; Eumycetozoa; Acytosteliales; Acytosteliaceae
Exons: 2
Coding region: 1-417 (138 amino acids)
Molecular function (GO): nucleic acid binding; zinc ion binding
Source: RefSeq, a predicted model, not a curated record
AUGGGAAGAUAUAAAGGAUUUGGUGGUACACAUACCAAGAAUAAACAAUAUAAAAAAGCAAGAAAGACUGCUAGAAGAGGAAAAGAUAUAGAUCAAGUUUGGGAUGAUGUUCAACCAGAUAAAAUAGAGAAGGCAUCAAAACAUGAUAUAGAUCCAGAGUUACCAGGUUUAGGUCAAUUCUACUGUGUACAUUGCGCUAAAUAUUUCGUUGCUCAAUCAGAUUUAGAUACACAUCUUACAGGAAAGAAACACAAGAGAAGAGUUAAAGAUUUGAAAGUUAAACCAUAUACUGUUGAAGAUUCACAACUUCCAAUUGACAAUGGAAAGAAACUAAGACCAACACCAACACCAAUGAUCGAAGAUAACACUGAUAUUUCAACUACUUCUACUGCUGCUGCUGCAUCAACGUCAGUUUGA